AGCUAUGGAUGCUUUGGACAAAGUUCUGUAAGUGUGUGGGGCGCGAUGGCGUGGGGGCGAGUCUCCCGUGACCUCCGACGCGGUCUUCCGGCUGUCGCUCUUUCCGGUCGUGCUUUGCUAGUGGUCCCUAGGAAGGAGCCGGCUCGGCCGAUUCUCCGUCCGGAAUCGCCGCUGGGGAAGCCGUGGUGGCAGACCGCGGGCGGUGGGCUGGAGGGAGUGCCGACGCCGUGAUCGGCUUAUGACCUCGCCGCUGAUAGAUUCUGAGCUGUGAGAAUGGUGGUGGCCUCGGAAUCUGACAAGAACCAGGCGACACACUGGACUCAAAGUUUUGUCACUCUGGGCAUUUGAACAGCCCUAAAUCAGUUUACCCUGUAAAAAAAAUAGCUGUCACAACAGCCGUGUGUCAUAGAACUGUAGAGAGCAGUGUUUGCCACAACAGAAAGCCUAAAACUAAAAGGGCUAAGAGAUUCCUUGAGAAGAGAGAACCGAAACUCACUGAGAACAUUAAGAAUGCCAUGCUGAUUAAAGGCGGAAAUGCAAAUGCAACCGUGACACAAGUACUCAGAGACAUGUAUGCACUGAAGAAACCAUAUGGAGUUCUAUAUAAAAAGAAAAAUAUUACAAGACCAUUUGAGGAUCAGACGUCACUGGAGUUCUUUUCAAAGAAGUCAGACUGCUCUUUAUUCAUGUUUGGCUCCCAUAACAAGAAGAGGCCGAAUAACCUAGUAAUAGGUCGUAUGUAUGACUACCAUGUGCUGGAUAUGAUUGAAUUAGGUAUUGAGAAAUUUGUGUCUCUAAAAGAUAUUAAGACUAGCAAGUGCCCCGAGGGGACAAAACCAAUGUUGAUAUUUGCUGGUGAUGAUUUUGAUGUAACAGAAGACUACAGAAGAUUAAAAAGUCUUCUUAUUGAUUUCUUCAGAGGCCCCACUGUAUCGAACGUCCGGCUGGCUGGAUUAGAGUAUGUUCUGCACUUCACUGCACUGAAUGGGAAAGUUUACUUCCGAAGCUAUAAGCUGCUGUUGAAGAAAUCUGGGUGCAGAACACCACGUAUCGAGCUAGAAGAGAUGGGACCAUCACUGGACCUGGUCAUGAGGAGGACACACCUAGCAUCAGAUGACCUUUAUAAACUGUCCAUGAAAGUGCCCAAGGCUCUCAAGCCAAAGAAGAGAAAGAAUAUCUCUCAGGAUACUUUUGGCACAACAUUUGGAAGGAUUCAUAUGCAGAAGCAAGACUUAAGCAAACUACAAACGAGGAAAAUGAAGGGGUUGAAGAAGCGACCUGCAGAGAAUGGAGUAGAAGACCAGGGGAAAAAAUCAAAGAGAAUUAAGAAAAAUUAGUAGAAC
This is a messenger RNA of Mus caroli (Ryukyu mouse), 1343 nucleotides long. Lineage: Eukaryota; Metazoa; Chordata; Mammalia; Rodentia; Muridae. The record is from RefSeq and is a predicted model, not a curated record.